GACUCUGCAACCACUCCAAGCACACAACGCCCGCGCCGCCCGCCCGCUGUCUCCCCGGCCGUGCGUGUUGCGAUUGCCAGACUGGCGACACAGCAGGAAGGAUGCCGGCAGAUAUUCGCAGUUUCUUUGGCGGCGGAGCAAAGGCGAGCCAGGGCAGCCAGGGCUCGCAGAAGAAAGACGAGAAGCCUGCACCCAAGAAAGCAGCGCCCAAGAAGCCUGGCCGUGCGAGCCGUGUGGUCGUCGACGAUUCCGACGACGAUGAUGUCGACGAGCCAGCACCCAUGACGACAACCCCGAAGAAGCCCCCGCCCAAGAACGCCAACAAGGAGCCGUCCCCCGAGCUCCAAGAGACCACCACGUCCGAGUUCUUUGCCAGCAAGAACAAGCCCAAGCGCUCGGAGCCUGUCAAGAAGAAGCCCGCCGAGUCUACGCCAAAGCCGACACCCGUGAAGGCCAACGGAAAGGCAUCUAAGAAUUCGACACCGCCGACAAACAAGCGAGGCCCAGCAAGGCCGAAGAAGCACCUCACCACACAUGCCACAAAGGACGAUGAAGAUGAGUUUCCGGACGACGAUCUCGACGAAGCGGACGACAUAUUCGGAGACGACUUCAAGCCCCGAGGCAAGAGGGAUGACUACGUGGAAGUGGCAGCUAGCGAUGACGACGAUCUGCCCGUACCCCUCCCACAUAGGGGAACGCCCAAGAGGCCUGCGAAGAAGCAGAGGACGGCCAAGGCUGAUGACGACUUUGAUCCGGAGCAUGAGGACGUUGACAUGAAAGACGUGGAUGCAGAAGACGACUUUGUUGAACUAGAUGAGGAUGAGCGAGCGGCCAAAAGCAAGCCCAAGAAAACUUCGACCGCCAACAAGAAAAGGAAGACUCCCGAGCCUGAGGACGAGGACGAUGGUGAAGAGGACGAGGACGAGGAGCCCAAGUCGAAGCGCGGCCGUCCGAAGAAGGAUGCACCGGCCAAGGCACCUGCAAAAAAGAAGGUCAAGAAGGAAGAGGCGGUGGAGAACAAGGAUAUACAAGCCAUCUACGACAGCAUACCCCUGGUGCGCCCGCCGACCCCUCCCCCGAAGGAUGAAGCUGCCAAAUUCGACUGGAGACAAAAGGCUGGUGGUGGGAAUGCAGAUGCCGCCCCGGUGGGCGGUGAUUCAGGGUCAAUGCCGUCGGGGAGCGAGACUUGCCUAGCUGGCCUGACCUUCGUGUUCACGGGCGUUCUGCAGCGGUGGGGUCGAACAGAGGCCCAAGAACUUGUCAAGCGGCACGGCGGGAAGGUUACCGGGCAGCCCAGCAAGAACACAACUUACAUCGUUCUCGGACAGGAUGCAGGUCCAAGCAAGCUGAGGAAGAUAAAAGAGCUGAAUAUUAAGACCAUUGACGAGGAUGGACUCACAGCCCUGAUCGAAAAGCUUACGGCAGCUGGCAAUCAGGGUGAUUCGAAAGCUCAGGCAGCGUAUAAGGAGAAGCAACGCAAAGAAGAAGAGAAGAUCAAAGCACAAGCUGCAGAGAUGGAGAAAGAGGAGCAGACCAGGUUGAAAGCUUUGAAGACAGCUGAAACUGCCCAGAACGGCAAAGUUUCGUCCGCCCCUACCUCAGCCUCCGCAAACAGCUCAGAGCCAGCCGUUGACUCGCGACUCUGGACGACCAAAUAUGCACCGUCUUCGCUGAACCAAAUUUGCGGCAAUAAAGCUACAGUGGAGAGGCUGCAGAGAUGGCUGCAGAGGUUUCCAAAGAGCUUGAAAACUAACUUUAAGCUGGCUGGUCCCGAUGGUAGCGGAUCUUUCCGUGCAGUCAUACUCCACGGUCCCCCAGGUAUCGGAAAAACUACCGCCGCGCAUCUGGUUGCCAAAAUAGAAGGGUAUGAUAUCGUGGAAAGUAACGCCAGCGAUACGCGCAGCAAGAAACUUGUGGAAGAGGGCCUGCGGGGCGUUUUGAGCACGAACUCUCUCAAUGGCUAUUUCGCGGGCGACGGCAAGAAGGUAGAAGCUGGGAAAAAGAAGAUGGUCCUUAUCAUGGACGAAGUCGAUGGUAUGUCUGCCGGUGAUCGCGGCGGCGUGGGUGCUUUGGCCGCUGUAUGCAAGAAGACGGAGGUUCCCAUCAUCUUAAUCUGCAACGACCGACGACUGCCCAAGAUGAAGCCGUUCGACUACGUGACCUUCGAUCUACCGUUUCGACGACCGACGGUGGAUCAAAUUCGGUCUCGCAUCAUGACCAUUGCUUUCCGAGAAGGAUUGAAAAUGCCUGCGCCAGUUAUCAACGCGCUGAUCGAGGGCAGCAAUGCUGAUAUCCGUCAAGUGGUGAACAUGAUUUCCACAGCCAAACUUGAUCAGGAAGCUAUGGAUUUCGACAAGGGCAAGUCAAUGUCCAAAGCCUGGGCAAAACACGUUGUCUUGAAGCCGUGGGAUAUUACACAGAAAAUUCUCGGCGGUGGCAUGUUUGCUGCCAGUAGCAAUGCUACCCUAAACGAUAAGAUUGAGCUCUACUUCAACGACCACGAGUUUAGCCCGCUGAUGCUUCAGGAGAACUAUCUUGGCACCAACCCCAUACAAGCAUCGCAAUACAGUGGCCCAGAAAAGAAAUUGAAGUUGCUAGAACUGGCUUCUGAUGCCGCUGAUAGCAUCAGCGAUGGAGACCUCGUUGAUCGCAUGAUUCACGGCUCGCAGCAGCACUGGAGUCUAAUGCCGACACAUGCGGUGUUCAGUUUCGUGCGGCCGGCCAGUUUUGUCGCAGGAAGCACAGCCGGUCAUCAGACUCGCUUCACAAGCUGGCUCGGCAAGAACAGUUCUCAGGGGAAGCUCACGCGUCAGGUCAAAGAAAUACAGGCCCACAUGCGUUUACGUUCGUCUGGUGAUCGACAUGAGGUCCGACAACAGUAUGUUCCCAUCCUCUGGCAACAACUUGUCAAGCGUCUAGAGGAUGGAGGGAAAGAGGCUAUUCCUGAGAUCAUCGAACUCAUGGACAGCUACUUCCUGACAAAGGAUGAUUGGGACGCGAUUGUGGAGCUGGGCGUUGGGCCCAUGGUACAAGAGAAGGUCAAGAUCGCUUCGCAGGACAAAGCGACCUUUACUAGACUGUAUAAUCAGCAGUCCCAUCCACUCCCAUUCAUGAAAGCCUCGAACGUCGUCGCACCCAAGAAAGCGACCAAGGACAAACCCGAUCUUGAAGAAGCGAUCGAAGAAUCUGACGAGGAGGAAGUAGUGAGUGAGAUCAAGGAGGAAGACGAGGACGUCGACAUCUCCAAAGACAAGUACGUCAAGCAACCUAAGAAAAAGGCUGCAAAGAAGGCCACGGGAGCCAAGCCUCGGGGCAAGAAACGCGCUGCUGAGGAUGAUGACGAUGGGGAAAGCGAAGAAGAUGUCAAACCGAAGGGCAAAGGAAAAGCCAAGGCUGCUGCGAGCAAAGCAAAGAAGAAAUGAGCUCUAUUGCGGUGAUGUUGAGGUGCGCCAUGAUCGGGGGCAUUUUUUGAUCGGUAGAGAGCGGCGGGUUACAAGGUGGCUCACUUCUGUGACUAUGUUGCCCAGAUCGAUUCGAUACGCAGGAAUAAUGUAGGCAUUGUCGGUGCCUUUUCGGGCAUUUAAGGGGCUGCUGUCGUAGUUGAGUAUCGUGUAUGUAUUCAUUAGCCGCAGAAUAUGCCUGCAGAGCAUUUUGAAGGCUUCCUCGGAAUGUAACUUCAGUCGGUUGAGUAUAGAGACCUUUGGGCGGAGGACCAC
Molecule: messenger RNA, 3716 nt
Organism: Paraphaeosphaeria sporulosa
Lineage: Eukaryota; Fungi; Ascomycota; Dothideomycetes; Pleosporales; Didymosphaeriaceae
Product: DNA replication factor C, large subunit
Exons: 4
Coding region: 102-3422 (1106 amino acids)
Biological process (GO): DNA replication; DNA repair
Cellular component (GO): DNA replication factor C complex; nucleus
Molecular function (GO): ATP hydrolysis activity; DNA binding; ATP binding
Source: RefSeq, a predicted model, not a curated record